AUGGGGGAGGUGGCGGCGGUUGCUGCGGCACUGGACGCAGCCAUCGCCAAGACCGCCGCGGCACUGCCCGACCCGCCCCCGCCGCCCAGCGCGCACGACGCGACGCUCGCCUGCCGCCGCGCCGGCGAGCGCCUGCGCGACGCCGUCGCCUACUACGCGCCCCCGCGCCUGCCCGCGGCGCCGUGGGCCCGCCGCGCGGUCGCGGCGGGCGCGGCGCUGCAGGCGCGGGGGCACCUCGCCCUCGCGGCGAGCGCAUGCUUUGCACCGGUCCUCGCCCUCGGCCUCUGCAACGGGACAAGCCCCCCCAAAAGCGCACCAACAGCACAACCAGCUGCAGUCUCAGACCUCGAACUCCACGUGCAAGCGGCCCUGGGCCUGGCUGCCUGCCAAGGCGGCGCCGCCCUCGCGCGCGACCCUCACCUCCGCCACGUCAACACGCUCGCGGCGGCGCUCGCGGCGCUCCGGGACGCGAAGGCCGCGGCGAUGACGGCGCUGCCGCACGAGGCGCUGUACCACCUGGCGCAUGAUGCGGCGGCCGCAAUCGCCGGCCUGGCCGAGCCGCUGGCGGCGGCGGGGUUUUGCGGGCAGGCGCUCCAAUACGCUGUGUUUGCAGCCAAGGCCAUGGAGGCGCACCUGACGCUGGCGGCGCCACGCUUCCUGCCCUGGCGCGCGCGGCUCUACGCCCUCGCCGCGCGCUGCUACCACGGAGCGCUGUCGGCGGCGGCCGCCUCUCCCGGCGAUGCCCCCGGCCCCGACCCCGGCGUCGGCGCCCCGUCGGGCAGCACGCCGGCUCUGCCGCAGCGCCAUCAGCAGAAUUUGCCGGAGCAGGCGCUCGCGUUCCUAGAGGAGGGGCUCGCCCGCAUCGACCACCUGAUAUCCCUGCACGCGCUCGACCCCGUGCCGCCCGACCCCGCGGCGGCGGCGGCGCUCGCCGCCGCGCGCGGGGAGCUGGCGGCCCUGCGGCCACUGCUGGCGGCCGCGGGGGAGCGGCGGGCGGCGGGGGCCCCGGCGACGGGCCAGGGGACGGGCCCCGCGCAGCAGGGCGCGGCUGGUGGGCCUGCCAGUGCGGCCGCCGUGCGAGAGGCGGUGGGGGCCCUGCCGGACGACAUUGCGCGGCUGAGGACGCUUCUUUCUGUGCUGGUGACCGCCUGCAGCGACGGGCCGCCGCUGCGGCGGGAGCCAGGCGGCGUGCCGGCUGCGCUGCAGGCGGUCUUGGAUGAGGCACAAGCCCUGGCGGCGCCCGCGCUGGCCGCGUUGUCCGAGCUCGCGCGCACCGAGGGGCCGGCGCGGGCGCUCGGGGGCGGCGAGGCUGCAGCGGCGCCUGAGGCGGGCGGGCCGGCCGAGGAGGCGGUUUUCGAUGCGAGGGCUGCCUUGCAGCUGCUUAGGCCCCGCUUGCACCAGACGUUCCUGUGCAUCGCGCAUAGGUUUGACCAGGACCAGCUCUUUGACCGCCUCCUCGCGGCCGCAAAGGGCAGAGCCCUUUCAGGCAGCCUAUCAUGUGCCGAUGCCGUCGCGGCGGGCGCCGCCACUGGAACGACGGGGCGCGGUGGCGGUGGCGGGAAGGCCGGAGAGGAGGACUCAGAGGCGGCGCUGGUGGCGGUGGCGGGCUUGCUGGAGGCUGCGAGGGCGCUCGGGCGGGCACCCGGAGCCCGAGGCGCCGUCGGUGAUAUGUGCGCCGCCCUGGAGGCCCACGCGUCGGCAGCUGCCUCGCAGCUUCCCGCCCUGGUCGCCGCGGCCGCCCUCGCGCUGCACUCCGCCGCCGACGCGCUGCUGCUGCGCGACGCCUUCUGCCACGCCGACGCGCGCGCGGCCGGCGCGCUGCGCGUGCUGAGCGCGCUGCACGCCGGGUUUGAGGCCGGCGGCGUUGACGAUGGUUUGCUGCGGGGCGGCGUCGCGGUGCGGCUGGCGCUGCUGCUGGCGGAGGAGGGGCAGCUGCCAGAGGCCAGGGUAGUCAUCAAACAGGGGGUGGACGCGAUCGAGGCCGCCCGAUGCGAGGCCGCCAGCCAGCUGCGCGGCGCCGCCGACGAGCGUGUGCGGUGGCUCAGCGCGUCGCGCACGCAGCCGACCGCCGCCGCGGCCGCCGCGCUGAGCGGCAUGGGCGCGGCAGAGCAGGAGCUGGCCUGCCUGGACGCUGACGCUCUGCUGCUGCACUACAGGCUGGAGCUCGAGGCCGGCGUCCAAGACGCGGCCGCCAAGGCCGCCGCGCGCCGCGCGGGCGCGCUCGCCGCGACCGCGCGGCGCGACGGGCAGGCGGCGAUCUUUGGGGAGCGGACGGCCAAGCAGCGGCGGGAGGACGAGGCGCGGGCCGAGGAGGCCGGCAGGGUGGCGACGAACUCUGCGGCCAUGGAGCGGGAGCUGCUGCUGGGCUGCGGAGCCAACCCCUACCAACGCGCCCUGCUGCUGACUCAGAUGGCCCCGCUGCAGCCGGACGCCGCCCGACGCGCGGCGGCGCUUGAGGAGGCCGCCGACCUGCUAGAGGGCGCCCAGGCGGCAGAGGACGCCCUGUUGGCAGCAAUGCAGUCCCCUGGCGGCGCCGGCCCGACCACUCCCGCCCCCGGCCCGUUCGCGCCACCCCAGCAGCCGAUGCUGCUGCAGCGUGGCCCCUGCUUUGUGGAGUUGUCGCACUUCGCUCUGGCGGGCAGGGGCCUGAGGCGGCCUGCGUCGUAUGCGUGCUACUGCAAGCCCAGUGGCGCGGGCGUGGGCCUGAGCAUCAACCGCACAGCGAUGGAGUUCCCAGGCACUGGCGAGCGCGCUGCGGUGGGGGAGCGGCUGCGUAUCGAGGGCCUCAAGGGCAACGAGACCUACACAUUCGCGCUGGCAGCCUACGACGACAAGGGUGAGCUCAUAGGCGAGCUGGGCGCCAGCAGCCCGCCCAUCCUCGCCGCCCUGCCGCUGCCCCUCGCCCUCUGCUGGGCGCACCUCCAGCUCGCCGCCGCCCGCCUCGGCUGCCGCGCCGCGGAGCGCCGCGCGGGGGCGCGGCUGGCGCCGCUGUUUGUUUCGCGGGCGCCGGGCAGGCCGGUCUGGGAGGAGCACCCAAUGGAUGCGCUGCAGCUGCGGCAGGACGUGGCUGCUGCUGCUGCUGCGCCGCUGCUGCGGGCGUUUGUGCAGGCCACCCUCUCCCACGCCGCACGCGGCUCUGGGGAGGGGGACGUGGCCGCCGACGCGAAGGGGGGCGUUGCAGGGCCACGCGGCGGCGGCGGAGCGGCAGCGGCGGCGCGGCGGCGGGGUGCGGGGGCGCUGCUGUUGGAGCGCUCUGAGCCGCGGGUGGGGCGCCAGCUGGAGCUGCUGAGAAGCUGCAAGAGGGUGCUGAUCGCAAUGGAGGUGGCAUCACUAAUUGAUGACGAGAUGCUGACAGAGGAAGCCGCCCUCACCGCCCACAACCUGCUCGCGCCGCUCCUCGCUCGCCCCGAGCCGCCCGCCCUCCUGCGCCAGCCGCUCGCGGGGCUGCACCUCGGCCUGUCGCGCGUCGUGAAGCUGCGCGCGGCGCGGCAGGAGGGGCAGGGCGCGCAGCGCGUGGCUGCGGCGAGGGCGGCGGCCGCGACGGCGUGCCACCUCCUGAGGCUGUUGUCGGGGCCAGCCGGGGGCCGCGGCGGGGUUUGGGGCCAGGCGGGGGCGGGGAGCGCCGCGGAAGGCGGAGGGGCGCAGGCAGGGGGGCUUGAGAGGCACCUGGCGGCCCUAGACUUCGAUUUGCUGAGGGCGCUCGGCUCGCGCCCGGCGUCGGCUGGCCUCGCCGCCGCUGGCGUGGCGGACGACGGCACCAGCGCGGCGGCCGGUGCCGCGGCGAUGGUGGCUGCGGCGCCGGCGGUUGAAGGCGGGAAGGGCGGCAAGACGAGCAAGCCGCCCACGGGCAAGGCCAAGCGGGGGGAGUCGCCGGCAAAGGGGAAGGUUGGGGCAGUAUCAGAGGAGGGCGAUGCCUUGGGCGCGGCAGGGGCUGGCAGCGCUGGGAACGCACCUGGGGGGGCUGCUGCCGCGCAGGGCGGCGAGUGUGACGACAUCGGCGGCAAGGAGUGCGGCGCCGCGGCGCUGUCAGGGCCGGGGGGCUGCGAGGGGGCGCCGGAGCUGGAGCUUUCAAAGGCGGCGGUGCUGGCGCACCCUGCGGGGCGGGCGCUGGGGGGCCCCGUCAUGGAGAGGCUGAAUGACCCCUCAGAUCUGGAGGCGGCAGUGCUGCCCCACCUCAACGACCCAGAUCCCCUGGCUUCUUGCUGGCCCAUCCUGUCAGCAGACGGCGCCGCCUCCCACCCCCUCUGGCUGCCGCUCGGCGUGCGGACGCUCGACGCCGCCGCCGCGCGCGGCCGCGCCGCGCGGCGCGACCCGCGGCUGGCGGAAGCCGCCGAGCAGCUGCUGCGGCACGCGCGGAUGGCUGCGCGCGUGCCGCGGACGGGGGAGUGGGAGGCGUGGAGCCUGUGCUCCGCGGCCGGCGCGGCGGCGCAGGCGGACCCGACGGCGGCGCCCGAGGACUGCCGGCGCGUCGCCGCGGCGCAGCUGCUGCAGCGGCGGCUGCCGGUGCUGCUGCGGCGCCUGCGGCACAUGCGGGCGGUGCGCGAGCAGGCCGGGCGGUGGGCGCCGUGGCUGGCGCGGCUGCACACGUUGUUGGGCUAUGUGGCGGCCGAGACGGCCAUGGAGCACGUCCGUGCGGCAAACAGCGCGGGGGGCAGCUACGCGGCAGCUGCUGCCGGCAUCGACAGCAGCCAGCCAGUCGAGGGCGGGAGCACUACGAGGCGCUCCGCGCCCUCCAAAAAGGCGCCAGCGGCCAAAGCGCCCGGCAAGGCAGCGGCAGCCCCAGCCGCCGCGGCCGCGGCGGCCCCCGCAGAGGCCCCCGACGCGGCGGCAGCCGCGGCGGGGGCCGCUUCCAGCGCGGAGGCGCUGCGCUGCUUCUCGCGCGCGGCGGUGGUGGCGUCGCGCGGCGGGCCGCAGGGCGCAGCGUGGCCAGAGAUGUGCAACGCGCUGCGCGCUCUCUGGAGCGCGUGCCGGCCGCUGCUGAACGCGCUGCCGCAGCUGUCCUGCGCGCCGGCGGCCGCGGCUGCGGCGUGGGAGCUGCGGCCGCUGCCACCUCCCAGGAAUCCGCCCUUGGGGCUCUUAAGCUUGCAGCCUGCCCCCGCACAGGCUGACGGCGGGGCGCCCGCGGGCAAAGGCGGGGCCAAGGCCGGCGGUGACAAGGCGGCCCUCGCUCACAACGCAAGCAGCGCCGCGAGCGGCGGCGCUGCGGCGGGCUCGUCCAAGGGUCAGAAGCAGGGGCCGGGCGCCAAAGGCGGCGGCGGCGGCCCUGGGGCCGCGGCGGACGCCGUCCGGCUCGUGCCGACGCCCGUGACGCGGCGCCCCGCGCCGUGCGCGGCGCCUGCGGUGUUGGCGGCCGCGGACGCGCUGCUGGCCGUCGUGGCGCGGCUGCGGGCCGGGGAAGAGCACUGUCCUGGGGUCGCGCCGCUCCCCAAGCCGGCGGCCGCGCCGCCCGCCGAGCGGCAGCGGCAGCAGCGGGGCGAGCAGCAGGACGAAGAUCAGCGGCAGCAGCAAGACCAGCGGGGGCGGUCGGAGCAGGGGGCCCGGCAGACCGAGUUCAGCUUCGGGUCGGACGCGCUGACUGUGCGUUGGUACGAGGGCGGCCCGGUCGACGUGCCGUGGCUGGGGUGCGUGGUGCUGGCGCUGGCGGCGGCGCUGCGGCGCAGCGAGAGCUGGCACGCGGUCAUGAGCAUAGGGCGCCGCUGGCUGGAGUUGACCGACGGCCAGGGCGCGGAGGCGCUGCUGCCGCUCCUGCUGGAGGCCGCGCCCCUCGCGGGCGCCGACCCCGCGCCGGUCGCCGCGGCGCUGGACGCGGUGGUGCGCGACAAGAGCCAGACGGCCGACGGCCUCGACAGGGUCCGCGCCUUGGUGCGCGAGCGCCUGGGCGAGGCGCCGCUGCUCUCGCAGGGCACGGCGGCCAGGCGCCGCCGCCGCCAGCGCAACGCGCCGCCGCAGCCGCGCAGGACGCUCGUCGGCCCCGGCGGCGCCAGCGCGCGGGCCGUCGGCACCGCGGACGACGCGGAGAGCACCCUCAGCGGCGCACCCGGCCUGCUGGCGCGCCGGCCGUCCCGCGCGCCGACGGGCGCGCUGCCGCCGCUGACUGGGCGGGGAGCGGCGGGGGCGUCGGUCGCGUCGCUGCUACUGGGGGGCGGGAGCGGCGCUGGUGGGGGGCUGAGGAGUGUGGUGUCGCAGCCAGAUCACGUCAGGCUGCCUGAGGAGUACGGCAAGGUGAUCGAGGCGCUGCGGCUGCGGGAGGAGAAGCCGGCAAUGGCCUUGGCCCUGAAUGAGCUGGGUGACGUGUACGCCCACUUUGGGAUGUGGGACAAGGCGGCUGCCUCAUGGUCUGACGCCCUGGACACCCUGCUGGGGCCCUACCAGGUCGUCUCCUGCUGGCGCGACUCGCUGGAGCAGCUCCCCGCCGAGCAGCUGCUGCGCAGCUACGGCGCCCACGGCCUCCUGCUCGCCGGCGGCGUCCUCUGCGGGAAGCUCCUGCGGUUCGCAUACUCCCACGGGGACCUCGGGCGGCGCGCGAGCGCCGCGCGCCUGGCGGCGCACCUGCUGGCAGCGGUCUUCUGCUGCGACGCGGCGCACCCGCAGCGGGCGGCGGGGUUCGCGCUGCACGCGCCAGUGGAGCUGUGGCCGGGGGCGGACCUGUUUGGGGGAAACGAUGCGUACAGGUGCAACGUAUCCGACGUGGCCGCCGGCCUCGAGGCGGCCUCCACCGCCCUGCUUGACCACGGAUUCCCCCUGGAGGCCCUCCCCGUGAUUUGCUUAUGGGAGCACGCCGCCCGCCACGUCACCCGCCAGCUGGCGACGACGGCCCUGGCCCGCGCCGCGCGCACCCGCGCGCUGUGCGCGCUGGGCAUGCUGGGCGACGCGGCGCGCGUGCUGUGGGGGCUGAUGGCGGCGCACGACAUGCCGGACGGGCCCCUGCCGUGGCCCAAGGUGCUGACUCAGCACGGCCAGCAGGAGCAGCAGCAGCAGCAACACCACCAGCAAGCAGGCGGCAAGGCCGGCGGCGGCGGCGGCGGCGGCGGCGCCGCGCACAAGGCCCACGGACACGGCCAGGGCCAGCAGGGCCAGCAGCAGCAGCAGGGGGAGGCGGCGCCGGCGCAGCCGCCGCCAUACGACGCAAGCACGUGGCCCGGGGCGCCGCAGAACCGGCGGUGUGUCGUGGUGAUGUCAUCGGGCCGGCUGCACCCGCCGGUGGAGGCGUGCUAUGGGCCCUGGGCGGCCGCGGCGGUCGAGCGGGCGACGGCGGCGUGGCUCAUGGCCGCCGGCGGGACGCGCAACCACUGGCGCAGCUGCGACCCGGCGACAGGAGCCGCGGCAGGCCCCGCUGUCCCGCCGCACGGCCCGGCCGCGGCGGCUGGCAAGACGGCUGCGGCCGCGGCCGCGGCCGCGGCUGCUGCGGCGUCGGCCGCUGGGGAGGCGGGCGCGGGCGCGGCGGGGCCGCUGCCGCCACACAUGUGUGAGGCGAUUGAGGAGUCCCUGUUGGACGCGGCGGCCACCCUGCUGAGAAGCUGUGCGGCAGCUUCCAUGCAGGCGCUGCAGUCGUGCGUCACGGCUGCGUCGGCCGGAGCGGCGGCUGCGGACGGCGCAGGCAGCGCGGGGGGGUCGGCGGCGGCGACAAUGCGGCCGUCGAGCGGGCUGCGGCCGGGCACAGCUGGGAGCACGCGCAACGCGGCCGCUGCAGAGCGGCCGGGGACUGCAUCCAGUGGCCGGGAAGGUGGCGGGAAGCUGGCGACCCAGCGUGAGGGGGAGGAGACGCUCCUGCAACUGCCGCUGCAGCCGACGCAAUCUGGCAAGCUCGUCGGAAGCAGCGACCAGAUUGCGGCAGGGACCCAUCGCGCUGCGACCGCGCGCAGCGACGCUCACGCGACGGUGUCGGGGCCGCGGCAGCAGCAGGGGGCGAGCGACUUGGCAGCCCACUGCCACGCGGCUGUGGCCGCGCUGCUGCAGCUGUCAGAAGCGGAGGCGCUGCGCUGGGCGCCUGCCGCGGGGCUGGAUGCGGCGCUCAGCGCCGCGCGGGCGGCGCGGGAACACGGCGGGGCCGCCGCGGCGGCGCUGGCCGCGGCGGGGGGCGAGGACGCGGGGCGGCUCGCGCUGGGUCCCCACCUGUGGCUGCGGAUCCGCCUGCAGGUCGUGAGGCUCCUGCAGCAGCUGCAGCACCACCCCUCAGCCAUCAAGGAGGCGGCCGCCGCCCUCCAGGAGUGCGCUGCUGCCGGGGAGGACCUCAUCGCCGCGGAGCUCCUGCACCUGCAGGCCGGAUCCCACGCUGCCCUGGGCGCGGACGCCGUGGCGCUGGGAUGCUACAGGGACGCGGCGCAGCGGUAUGCUCGGCUAGGGACCAAGGGGGAGCGCGUGUGGCGGCUUCGGUCGGACCUGGCCGGCGCGCGGGGCCGCCUGGGGCUGCGGGCGGCCGCGGGGGAGGAGGGGGCGGCGGCGCUGGAAGUGCUGAGGCGGCAGGUGCACGAGCUGGGGCUGGCGGAAAUGGUGCACAACCGCCUGCUGAACCGCCAGGAGCAUCCGGAAAAGCUCUGCAUCUCCCUCUCCGGCACGGCCGAUUACGUGGGAGCACUCCUGCACUCGGCGCGCGCCGCCGCCGCUCACCGCCGCCUGGACGACGCGGAGGGCGCCCUGCGCGCCGCGGCGGCGCUGCUGCCACGCGCGCGGUGCGCGCCGCCGCUGCACGCGGCCGUGUGGCGGGAGCUCGCGAGGACGCUGCGGCUGGCCGCGGCGGCGGGGGCACCGCGCUCCGCGGCCGCGGGAGCCGCGGGUGACGCGGGGGCCCUCGCGGCGCGCGUGCGCGGCGCGGGCCCGGCAGGGGCGCUGGUGGGGGCAGCGGCGGGGGCGGCGGUCAGCAGGGCUCAGCUUGCAGCUGAGAGGCUGUGUGAUGCGCGCGAGUGCCUGUGCAGGGCCAUCGGUAUCCUCGCAUUCGAUGGCGCCUCUCAGAACUUCCAGAUACGCACCUGCCUGCUGGAGCUGGCAGCCUGCUCCAUCGCCGCCGGCGCGCCCGGCGCGGCGGCGGCCGCCCUGAAGCUCGCGCACUCUGCGGCGCGCAAGCACCGGGCGCUGCAGCUUGCGGCGGCGCAGCUCGCGCCCGGGGCGGCGGCGCCGCUGCCGCGGUGGCUGGUGGCGCAGAUCCAGGGGCAGGAGGCGUAUGCGGCCCAGCAGCAGUCACUGCAGCAGCCACAGCAGCAGCAGCAGCAGCAGCAGCAGCAGCAGCAGCAGACGGGCGGCCAAGGAGCUGCAAAGGGCGGAGAGCCCGCUGCUUCGUCCGCUGCCGAGCCUGCAGAGCCCUUGGUGGUGCGCCUGGCGCUCAGCCACCUCGCGCGGCUGCAAUCCGGCCAGGCCGGCGCCGCGGGCGGCGCGGACGCGGCGCGGUGCGAGGCGCAGCUACUCGCCGUGGCGCCGCCCCUGCGGCAGGCGUGCCCGAGGCUGGCGGCCGAGUGCGGCUGGGGCGAGGCCCCGCUCCCGCCGGCAGACGCGAGGGAGCCGCCGGCAGGGGCGCUGGUUGCUGAGUGGUACCUGCAGGACGGCGGCUGGCAGUACGGCGGGGACGGUCGCAGUGGCGCAGGCACUGGCAGCAGCACGCAGCUCGGCGAUCCCUUGUCUCAGGCAGACGUCCUGGCGCUGCCCCAGCCGCCUGAGAAGGCGUCCCUACUGUUUGUGAUAGGACCGCGGCAGCAGCAGGACGUCGGCGGGGCGGCGGCGCCGCUUGCUGGGGCGGCAGCCGAGGCAGGGGAGGUGGUGCUCGAUCCGGCUGCUGUGCGCAGGCUGCAGUGCAAGGUGACGGAGCUGUGCGUGCGGCUGGAGCGGCCGGGUGCUGCAACCGACCUCUUCCUGCAGCCCGCGCCCGGCGAGGCUGAGCUUGCGGCGACGAAGCACCUGGUCGAGCAGACGCUGGCGGGGGUGCCCGAGGAGGACAUGCCGCCGCCACCCACAAAGCUGCCGGACGCCCCGGUGCCAGCGCCAGCGGGUGGGGCAGUUGCGUCGGCGCCGGCAGCGGGGGCAAAGGGGCCCGCGGCUGCGGCAAGCGCGGCCAAGGCGGCGGCGCCUGUGCCGGCGGCUGCGGCGGUGGCGCCGGCCGGGGGCGCGGCCGGGGGCGCCAGCAAGGGGUCCCAGCCUCAGCAGGCGCAGCAGGGCGGCGCGGGCAGCCAGCAGGGUGGCGGGGGCGGGGCGGCCGCGCUGGACUGGCGGGCGCCCGCGACCUGGUCUCGGCUGGCGGCGCUGCUGGACAUGGAGUGCGGGUUUGACGGCCAGGAUCCUGGCCUUGGUGCGGCAUGGGCGUCGCUGGAGCUGAUCAGCUAUGUCCUCAUCCGCCCCUACUUUUUGCUGCUGCUGGAGAACAACCCAAAGCUGGCGGGCGACAAGAGGCGCAAGGGGGAAACGGCGACACAGAUGCUGCCUCGGGUCGUGUGUUUCUUGCACAAUGUACUACAGAUCCCCCUGGCCCUGAUGCUGCUGACUAACCCGGCCUUCCACAGCGGCGCGAACCGCAUGCUAGCCAGCAGCGAGUUCAGCACCCUGGUCAUGGCCAUCAGCGCGGGAUACUUUGCAUACGACACUGUGGAGUGCAUAGUGCGCUUUGAGCACGAGGGGCCAGAGUUCCUGAUGCACGGGGUGUUCUGCUUCGUAGUGUUCACCUCCCUCACCUACUGCAAGAGGAUGCACUUCUUUGGCGCGGGAUUCCUGAUGUGGGAGCUGUCCACGCCCUUCAUGCACUUCAGGCGCGCGGGCUUGGCACAUGAUUCCUUGUGCUGGGAGUGGGUGCUGUACAAGAUUGCGCGGGACAAGUCGCCGGUCUACCUCCUCAACGGAAUCCUGGGGCUGUUCACCUUCUUCCUCUGCCGCAUCUGCUGGGGGCCCGUGCUGAGCCUGCUCUUCUGGAAGGACUCUAUCCAAAUGCUGUCCGGCCCCGAGGCCGCCCUGCUGUCCAUCCCCCUGGUCUGGCUGUACCGCGCCUGCACCGGCAUCAUGAACGGCCUCAACCUGUGGUGGUUCCAGAAGAUGGUGAAGCUCGCGCUGGACGCCGCAUUCCCGUCGAAGCAGAAGCAGGCAAAGGCGGCGUGA
Monoraphidium neglectum is the source of this 11070-nucleotide messenger RNA. RefSeq names its product flagellar associated protein. Gene Ontology annotation, biological process: cilium assembly. Gene Ontology annotation, cellular component: membrane. NCBI's taxonomy places the organism in Eukaryota, Viridiplantae, Chlorophyta, Chlorophyceae, Sphaeropleales, Selenastraceae. The record is from RefSeq and is a predicted model, not a curated record. The coding region runs from base 1 to 11070 and encodes 3689 amino acids. The transcript has 28 exons.